AUGCGCAUCGCCCUAUCGGCCGAACCGAACGCACCCCUCGUGCGCUGCCUGUGGUCGCUCGGUAUGAGGAAGGACAUCGCGACGAGCGUCCGGGCGGAGCUUCUGAAGCGGGAUGCCCCGGAUUCAUUGGCACGGGUCGUCCUUCACGCACUGCGCCAGAUGCUCGCUGUAGAUCGCCACAAACGCGGGACUUCAUGGGAGGAAGACGUGCAGGCGCUACUACGCUUCCACAACUUCGCGAACAGCCCGGACGCCCACUUGCCGCACGAUGACCUGAUGCUGAGAACCAGCUUCUUGAUCGCUGUGGAGGCCGAACAGGUGGACAACGUGUACGCUGCCUUGUGCUACUUGGCAGCGGCUGUCCACAUCGACUCUGCCGCACCGUGCAGUUACGCGACCGUGACUCGCGUACUGUCGGCUGCUGAGCAAUGGAUCGAGCAGAAACAGCCGCCGAGCACGGCGAAGCAGUCCAAAAACGUCCCGCAAGUCUACAUGUCCGCCUUCGCCAUUGUCGCACAUUGCACCCUUCGUCUUAUGACAGGGAAGAUGGUCACGCCUCACCCAUCAAACGACCGCAUUGUCAGGCAGUGUGGGCGCGCUAGAGUCGCCCUGGACAGGCUAUCGCGCUUCUUACCAAAAAUGACGACCUUAGAAGUCGACGUGGCCCUCUGCGACGAGCUUUUGUGGGGUUUGACGCUGCUUCUGCAACCGCUGACAACCCUUUCUCGCGUCAAGCCAGCAGCGGUCAGCGAAGAUGUCGUCGCCACCUUGGAGUCAGCGUGGAUUGCUGCUCAACCUUCGCUCAAACCUUCGCUCGCGCCUGCGAAACACAGUGGCCGUCCACAAAAUGCUGAAGAAUCCAUCGCCGGUCGGCUGGCCCUCCUACAGCAGAACACGUAUUCGUGUUUUGACGCCUUUGGAAUGGUCCUCGCUCCUCAAUAG
Messenger RNA from Trametes versicolor FP-101664 SS1, 942 nucleotides. RefSeq lists its product as uncharacterized. Bases 1 to 942 code for a protein of 313 amino acids. The transcript is spliced from 2 exons. NCBI's taxonomy places the organism in Eukaryota, Fungi, Basidiomycota, Agaricomycetes, Polyporales, Polyporaceae. The record is from RefSeq and is a predicted model, not a curated record.